GUGGCAUUGGGCUGUUUUUAUGCUUUUUAUAGAGUAAGACAGUGUGUUAAUAGACUUAAAAACUAUGCCAAAUGAACAAUGCUUUAAGAAUACGCAAUAACCAAGGGUGGUGGGAUAACUGUACAGUUCAACGUUGUAAGUUGUAAAUAUCUUUUCUUAGACUAUACUUUUAAAUUGAUAUAACCCUUUGGGAGUGCUCCUGAAAGAGGAGGAAAUUACCAGUAACAGUAACAAAUGCCUGUACGCUGACUGAUGCCUCUCCCCUACCCGAACGGAAUAUCAUGGCGACAAGUAUUCUUUCGAGGUUGUGCAACAAGGUUCGUUUACAGUUGACGUAUACCCCAGUUUCUUGUUUGUUUUUCAAAGGAUCUGUAUCAUCACGGAACGCAUCUUGUUCAAGACUUAUAAGAGAAGCACUCAGUGAUUUCGAAGACACAGAAUUUCAACCCUUACGAAUAAGAGAAUAUGCAUUAGGUAGAAGUUUUUCAAGGGCUUAUGUUGAUACUAUACAGUAUCUGGAAGAUAAAUCCGGAAAAGUUCUUGAUAUAAUGGAAGCAAGGGAAAUAAUGAAAAAAAGUGAUGGGGUUGUCACUAAACGAGUAUCAUUCAAGUCCAUGUUUGAGGAUGGUUUCCGUUCUCUUGAACUUAACAUCGAAGGAAAGAAAUGUUCAGAUCCAAGUCUUCAGUUCGUUACGGACGCUUUCAUUGUAGGAUUCUUAGAAGAGAAAGAUUUCCAUGAGGAAUGUUUGAGAUGUAUACAUAGAAUACCAGAGACAAUAGACAGGCCUAUAGAAGAUGAAGAAUCUUAUAUUUGUACCUUGUUAGCCAAUCAUCUGUUCUCCAGGCUCACCAUUAGGCUCUCUGGAGAUCAUUAUUUCUUAACCAAUGUCCACCACGAUAAGUUUUGUGUUUGUCCUUGCAUGAAAUGUGGUGAGACGAUCAGAUAUCGAAAUACUGGAAUUGGGAGUGAAAACUUAUGGUAUGGAAGACCAGACAUUAUGGUGUUCACCAUGGAAGGAGGUUGUUGUAAUAUUAUAUUGGCAGAGGAAAGUAGUAUAGCAAAGGAUGAAGAAGAUGAAACAGAAAAUCAUAUAAUUGAAACUGAUUUUAUUUCAACAACAUUACGAAAAAAUGAAACAAUUGAGAGGGUUGUAGCUCAGACAAUUACCUAUUCAAUUUACCAGAGGGUACAGCAGCUUAAAAAAGGCAAAAACCUUCCUGAAGUUUUGUUUAUUCCUACAAUUGUGACAAGUUCUGAUUACUUUGAUAUUUAUAUGUAUGAUACACAGAAUGACAUCCUGUUAAGAAACAAAGGAGAUCCUAUUCCUCUUUGGGAUAGGCAUAAAACAAGUGCAGACGGUCAUUAUGGUGAAUCAUUAAAAUUAUCAAACAUUUUGAAAAUUUGGAUGACACUGAAUCAUUCAAUAUUACAACCAAAACUUUCAGCAGAUGAGAUACAAAGUUUAAAAGGAACAUGUGAUUUUUUAAAUCAUUUUUCUAAAGAAUGUUUAAACCAGAUUGAAAAAACUGUGUCAAUACAACAAAAUUUUUAUGGAUUUCAGGAGACAGAAUUGGAUGUCCCGAGUGUUCCAUUGAGACAAAAGUUCUUUCAAUAUAAUAAUGAAGAACAAUGACAAAGCUACACAUGUAUGUCCUUAUUAUAUUUCCAGUCACAUCAUUUAACCCUCAAUUUUUCAAUGUUAUCUUCAGUUGCUUUUUAAUGUUUAUGGUUUAAACAAUUAUUAUUUUAGGAAAAUCAUCUAAAGAUGAUGAAUAGCAUUGUGUUUAACCUUUUACCUUUACCUUUCCCCACAGGGUCAAUUUGUUAGACUUGAAUAUUUCAUACCUCGUAUAAUAUACUUGAUGUCAUUAAUUCCUUAUUCACUAUAUAUCUAAGAGAAAAGCCCCACUGCAAGGCAGAUAUGUUUAAGUCAAGUAAAGACCAUUUUAUUACUCCAUCUAGUAUGUCUACUGGAUACCUUCCUAUGUGGGGUUGUCAAUAAAAAUUUAAUAUUAUUAAUUAAGGUAUAAAAUUGGCAACAACCCUCAUGAGACAGUAGUUUCAUAAGUCUGUUUAAGUUUAAAAUUGGAAUAACAAUCAUCAUAAUUGUGGUUCACUAAAUGAUAAUGGAUGACUUUCAAGAUUCAGCUCGCAUGUCCUUAUUUUGCUGUAAAGUAUCAGCAUGUCUGCUUUUGUUUUAUCAAGUAUGAUUAAGUGAAAUAUAAACUGUUUACCUUGCCUUCAACAAAAGCCAAAAAAUGAACCUGUGGCUACAUUUUUGGUCAAAGCUGUAUAUUCAGAAGGUGGAUAAGUUAAUCCAUAUUGUUUAAAGUCAGUUACCCUGGACUGUUCAUGCUUCAAUGGCUAAUUUAGUCAGGUGUCAGACCACCAAUUAAAAAUCCCAAUCUGUUCAACCAAAUUUUGCAAUUUUCACAGCUUUCUAAAUACUUUACCUUGAGUUUAACUUCAUAGAAGACAGGUAUAUCCUGAAUUGUACAUGUAUAAGCAUUCUACAUGCCAAUUUUCACCAUACCUUUAAAGCAUUCUAACAAAUUAACUGACCUUCAAACAGAGAUACUCCAAAAAAAAACCUGGAUCACUUUUUAAUGCAAACUCAUAGACAAGUAAAUUUUGGCUCAAAAUGAUCUAGAUAUAUAUGUCUCUUUUACCAAAAGUGUCAUUUCUGCAUAUUUGUUGGUUAGUUUAAGUAAACAAGGACAUCAAAAGCACUAUUUUGUGUCAGAGUAGGGCUACUUUUACAUUCUAAAUUGGAGGGAGUAAUUGGUGGUCUGACACCAAGUCAACUGUUCCGUGAUUAAGUCAGUUUCUUAUUUACUAUAUAACAUUACCUUGACCUCAUUAUAAUGGGUAUAUAAAUAUAUAUAUUACAGCAUAUAAAAGUGAAAUCAUGGAAACCAAUAUAAAUUAAAAUCACCAGAGUAAUUUA
Mytilus trossulus (common blue mussel) is the source of this 2948-nucleotide messenger RNA. RefSeq lists its product as uncharacterized. The coding region runs from base 282 to 1634 and encodes 450 amino acids. The transcript has 3 exons. NCBI's taxonomy places the organism in Eukaryota, Metazoa, Mollusca, Bivalvia, Mytilida, Mytilidae. The record is from RefSeq and is a predicted model, not a curated record.